CAUAACUCGAUCACUUGCUAAUGAAGCUAUGAUAUACAUUGCGCAAUCUUUCCAACCUAGUAGAAGCUGGAAGUGAUGGGAGAUCCCAUGAGGAAGGAACUUGCAAAUGUAAGGAAGAAAAUUGACAUGGCUAAUCGAGAGCUGAAGCCGCUGGGACUGAGCUGCCAGAAGAAGGAAAAAGAAUACAAAGAAGCCCUGGAAAGAUUCAAUGAAGAGAACAAAGAAAAGGCUCAACUUGUAACCACACUUAUGGAACUGUUGACCGAGAGUGAGAAGCUGAGGAUGCAGAAGCUAGAGGAGCUGAGCAAGAACAUAGAACCAACACUCUGA
Messenger RNA from Malus domestica (apple), 330 nucleotides. The record is from RefSeq and is a predicted model, not a curated record. Lineage: Eukaryota; Viridiplantae; Streptophyta; Magnoliopsida; Rosales; Rosaceae.